AAGCCAUAGAAAAUGAGUAAACUAGAAAAGAGUGGGAGUCACACACACAAAACUAAACUCAACCUGAUCCGAACCUAAGGUCCAUGCCUAGAAACCGAGGCUCGGACUAGACUAAACCUCACGAAAAAAGCCAAAGCACUCCCACACACUCGAAAAAUAAUGGAACCCAAACCAAAGCAAGAGAGAGAAACCCAAACAGGGUUUUAGAGAGAGAGAGAUAGUAACAAACAAACACCAAAGAAAUUUUUAGAGAGAGAAACAAAAAAUGGGUCAGAUCGUGAGGAGGAAGAAGAAAGGAAGACCUUCUAAAGCAGAUCUAGCUCGCAGUUCCGGUCAAUCUCCGGCAGCCACUUCUCAAAACGAUUUACGACGGAGCCGUCGACGGAGAAAUGUGAGGUAUAAUAUCAUAGACUAUGAUGAUUACCUCGAUGAAGAAGAUGAAGAUGAAGAAGAAGAAGAUGAUGAAGAUGAAAGAAGACGCGAGAAGAAGAAGUUGAAGCUUGUUGAGAAGCUGAAUCAAGGUGUGGAUGAAGAUGAUGAAGAAGAAGAUGAAGAUGAUGAUAAUGAAAAGCAUAGUCGCGGUAGGUCGCGUGUGAAACACGCGCCUGUUUCUGAUAAAAGAAAAUUUGGAAGAAAAAAUGAAGAUAAGGUUGAAGAAGAAGAAAAUGAAAAUGAAGAAGAAAGAGAGGAAGAAGAAGAAGAAGUAGAAGAAGAAGAAGAAGAAAGGAUUGAAAAUGCAGAGGAACAUGAUGAUGAAGAAGAACGUGUAGCUGAAAGGGGUGAGGUAAAGGGCAUAAAAGUAGAUGAUUCAAGAGGGCUCCACUCUGUUACAGGGACCCCUUUGAAGGUUCAGUCCGAAAUUCCAUUGCCUGAUAAGAGGACCCUUGAAUUGAUCCUUGACAAACUUCAGAAGAAGGAUACCUAUGGUGUUUAUGCAGAGCCAGUUGAUCCGGAAGAGCUUCCUGAUUAUCAUGAUGUCAUUGAUAAUCCCAUGGACUUUGCCACCGUGAGGAAGAAGUUGGCAAAUGGAUCUUACACUACAUUAGAACAAUUUGAGAGUGAUGUAUUUUUGAUUUGCUCAAAUGCAAUGCAAUACAAUUCGUCAGAUACUAUAUACCACAAACAGGCACGUUCAAUACAAGAACUGGCUAGAAAGAAGUUUGAGAAGUUAAGGAUCAACUUAGAACGCUCUCAGAGUGAGAUAAAAUCUGAACAAAAAACAAAAUCCAAUUCCUUAGGUAAGAAGCCAGCAAAAAGGCCACUUGGUUAUGCUUCACAGGAACCUGUUGGCUCUGAUUUCUGCUCUGGUGCAACUCUUGCUACUACUGGAGAAGUACUGCCAAUUUCCCAUCCAAUUCAAGGUAUCUUCUGUGAAAGGCCUGGCAACAUUGAUGUCCCUGUGGACGGGAGUGCUUUCUUUUUCGACGUAAAUCAAGAAAAAACAGAAGAAUUUAUUUCAGGGAAAGGCCUUCCCUCCAAGAUGGGAAGGAAAUCAUUGGUGCAAGAUUAUGAACGCCGCGCUACUUAUAAUAUGCCUAAUCUACCAGUUACUAGAUCUGAUUCAAUAUUUACGACGUUUGAGAGUGAAAUUAAGCAGUUAGUUACUGUUGGACUUCAAGCUGAAUAUUCCUAUGCCAGGAGUUUGGCUCGUUUUGCUGCAACUCUAGGACCUACUGCUUGGAGAAUAGCUUCCCAGAAGAUUCAACAGGCACUUCCAUCUGGCUGUAAAUUUGGUCGUGGUUGGGUUGGGGAGUAUGAACCACUUCCAACCCCAGUAUUAAUGCUUGAUAACCGUGUCCCGAAACAACCUAAUCUGGCAACAAAGUUGCAGUCUACUAAAUUACCAAACGUCGGCAAAAAUGGUAAGAAUGUAGAAUCCACCUUGGAACAUCCUGUAAAUGAACCGAUGUUUGAGGGGAAACAGCCUUCAGUACGCCCUGGUUGUGGACUAACAUCAGAAGGAAAACCAUCAUUGUUUGGUUCUGCUGGAGUACGACCGAAUGCUUCUAUCAAUCUCACUCGUCAGCAAUCAAAUGUCCAAACCAGGAAUGUUGGCAAGUCUGAGAAUAAGGGUUUGCAACAAGUGGAAUUGAACUCGUUACCCUCAAGCGAUCAGGACAAUGCCAGUCUAGUUGCAAAGCUUACAAGUAAUGCUCCUGCAGCUGUUUCUAAACCUAGAGAGAUGGUACCAAGUAACAGGAACAUUUUAACAUCUAUGCCUUUCAAGCAGCCUGAUGCUAACAUAGUUGUUAGUGGAGAGUUACCAAAUGGAAAAAUCAGGAAUACUAGUUUCAAUAGACGGAUGACUGGUCCAUCAUCUGAAAGUACAUCAACUCAGACGGGCAGAUCAGCUCCCUUUGUUACCCAUGGGCAAGAUCAGAGUCUUAGCGACCCAGUUCAGAUGAUGAGAAUGUUAGCCGAGAAAGCUCAAAAGCAGCAGGCUUCUAGUUCAUCUAAUCAUUCCCCUGUCGAAACUCCACCAGCGACUCCAUCAGUUCCACCUGGACGGAGAGAAGACUUGAGCAAUGCCUCGGCAGCAGCUGCUCGUGCAUGGAUGUCUGUAGGAGCUGCAGGGUUUAAACAAGGACCUGAAAAUUCUAGCUCACCCAAAAGUCAGAUUUCUGCCGAGUCAUUGUACAACCCAACCCGAGAGUUCCAGCAGCAUCUUUUACGAAUUAGGGGCGAGUUUCCUCCUGGUGGAAUGCCUUUCCAGUCAGAGAAGAACAAUUUUCCUUUUCAGGCACUUGUACCUCAACACAUGCACGCAGUUGGUGUUUCACAAUUUCCAAACCGACCUAUGAUUUUCCCUCAACAAGUCGCAGCUUCCGACCUAUCAAGAUUUCAAAUGCAGCCCCCUUGGCAAGCUGUCCGGCCUCAUAGUCAACCAAGACAGAAACAAGAAACACUUCCUCCUGACUUGAAUAUUGAUUUCCAAUCACCUGGGUCCCCUGCAAAACAAUCUUCUGGUGUGCAUGUUGACUCACAGCAACCAGACCUGGCUUUGCAGCUAUGACAUAGCGUUCCAAUUCUGAUGUGCAUGUUUCUGCAAGAAAUUGACUGAUUGAAUUUCGGCUCCUGUAAUUGGAUGUUGUUUUUGAUUCAUAAAAUUGAGGAAAAGGUUACUACUUUCGUUACUUUAAGAAGGGAUGAAAUGGAUACUAUGUGCUGGAGAAGAUCGUUAUCCCUUGGAUGCUUGUCUUGGGGAUCUUAUGGUUUUGUUAUGUAGGAUUCAGCACCAGGUGACUCGAAAUGAGUUUCCUUAUGUUCAAAGACUUGGGCAGAUUUGGGAGAAAAUACCUGAAACCAGCUCUAAAACCUUUCCAUCUUUUCCUGAUGAGGAUUACUGAGACACUGCAGCAUGUGUAUGUACUAUCAUGGUGUUUGAAAACCCCAUAUAAAAUAUCAAGGGGUCAAUUGAUUAUUAUGAUGAAAUGUUACUUAGAUUUUUCAUUAGAUAGCAAAAUAUCAUGUUGAUGCCUUGUACAUGCAUUACUUAUGGAUGAAAAUGAGUUGCCUAGAUUUUCAUUUUUCAGAUUACUUGUUUAUCUGAAGUGGCGAAGAAGGCAGACCACAUUUUAGUCCUUAAUGCUGUUAUUAUUCUGUACAUGAAAUGUUUACAUGUCACUAUUGCAAGAGCACAUUUGCUUUUU
Trifolium pratense (red clover) is the source of this 3650-nucleotide messenger RNA. RefSeq lists its product as uncharacterized. The coding region runs from base 266 to 3013 and encodes 915 amino acids. The record is from RefSeq and is a predicted model, not a curated record. Gene Ontology annotation, molecular function: protein binding. Lineage: Eukaryota; Viridiplantae; Streptophyta; Magnoliopsida; Fabales; Fabaceae. The transcript has 9 exons.